GUCCUUAACCGCGGCCGCAGAUGUGCCGCGGGGGCCGCAUGUUCGCGCCCACCAAGACCUGGCGCCGCUGGCACCGCAGGGUGAACACCACGCAGAAGCGCUACGCCGUCUGCUCCGCCCUGGCGGCCUCCGCCCUGCCGGCCCUCGUCAUGUCCAAAGGCCACCGCAUCGAGGAGGUUCCGGAACUUCCCCUAGUGGUUGAAGAUAAGGUGGAGAGCUACAAGAAGACCAAGGAGGCCGUUUUGCUUCUGAAGAAACUGAAGGCCUAGAACGACAUCAAAAAGGUCUACGCCUCUCAGCGCAUGCGCGCGGGCAAAGGGAAGAUGAGGAACCGGCGCCGCGUCCAGCGCAGGGGGCCCUGCAUCAUCUACAACGAGGACAACGGCAUCAUCAAGGCCUUCAGGAACAUCCCCGGAAUCACUCUGCUUAAUGUGAGCAAACUCAACAUUCUGAAGCUCGCCCCCGGUGGGCACGUGGGGCGCUUCUGCAUUUGGACUGAAAGCGCUUUCCGCAAGCUAGACGAGCUGUACGGAACGUGGCGGAAGGCUGCCUCCCUCAAGAGUCACUACAAUCUGCCCAUGCACAAGAUGCUCAACACGGACCUCAGCCGGAUCCUGAAGAGCCCAGAGAUCAAGAGAGCCCUUCGAGCACCACGCAAGAAGAUUCACCGCAGAGUCCUGAAGAAGAAUCCUCUGAAGAACCUGAGAAUCAUGUUGAAACUGAACCCGUACGCCAAGACCAUGCGCAGGAACACCAUCCUGCGCCAGGCCAAGAACCACAAGGUUCGGGUGGCUAAAAUGGCCGCAGCUCUGGAAGCCCGAUCGGGCGGCAAGGCCGGCUCCGACAAGAAGCCUGCGCCGAAGAAGGCGGCGGCCAAAGCCGCGGGGGCGAAGGCAGCAGCCCAGAAGCCGGCGGUGGGGAAGCCGCCGAAGCCGCCGAAGCAGCCGGCCGCCGACAAGCAGCCGCCGGCCAAGUGAAGGCCCGCACUGCGGCGCGCGUGUGGACAGCUCGCUCCCUUGAAUAAAGGCCCC
Erinaceus europaeus (western European hedgehog) is the source of this 1031-nucleotide messenger RNA. Its product is annotated as large ribosomal subunit protein uL4-like. The transcript has a single exon. NCBI's taxonomy places the organism in Eukaryota, Metazoa, Chordata, Mammalia, Eulipotyphla, Erinaceidae. Gene Ontology annotation, biological process: translation. Gene Ontology annotation, cellular component: cytosolic large ribosomal subunit; ribosome. The record is from RefSeq and is a predicted model, not a curated record. Gene Ontology annotation, molecular function: RNA binding; structural constituent of ribosome.